Molecule: messenger RNA, 2959 nt
Organism: Blepharisma stoltei
Lineage: Eukaryota; Ciliophora; Heterotrichea; Heterotrichida; Blepharismidae
Source: the annotation of a GenBank genome assembly
AUGAAUCCAAGUGAUCGGUUAACUCCUAUGAAGUCUAAAUCAAGCUCAAAACGAAUUCUUUCUUCAGAAGAUCCAUUUUCUUUUGACAGAAAAUUGAAUUUUUCGUCUGAAUCUAAACAAUCGCGUAAAGAAACCAAACUCAAGCUUUCAACUUCCUGUGAAGAAAAUAAUUCCUUAGUCCUAUUUAAUCAAAAUGCUUUUUGGCUGAGAAUUCUGUUUAAAACAAUUUGAAAGGAUCUUUAAUUUUUUUUUAUUUUAAUUAAAAUAAAUUUUAUAAUGCAGUUAUUAUUAAAUAAAUCUUUGAUAUAAAUUUUAGUUUCCAAUAAAACACAUAAUUUACUAACAAAAUUUUCAGAGGUGAGCUAGAAAAUAUUUCUCUCUCCAACGAUCAAAACUUAAAAAUCUUAAAAGAAACCCAAAUUGUCAUCCUGGAAAUCGCACAAGCUCUCAAUCCCAAAUCCAAAUACAGCCUCAAACUCUCUCCUCAAGAGCUUGCUCUAGAUAUCUUGAAUUUAUCAUCAAGAAAAGGAAAAGCGAAUUCUCAAGAAGCAGACCAUUUGAGAUCUCUUCUUUUAGGCUUAAACGAAAAAUUGAAAGCCUUCCAAUUAAUUGAGUUGCGGCUUGAAGAAUUUCGGAGCCAAGCACUGGAAAGCCUCGAAGAAAGAGAAAACCUUGAACGCGCUAUUGAGGAAACCUCUUUUGAUAUAGAGCACAAAAGAAAGCAGCAGGAUGAGUUCUUAACUAAAAUUAGAGGAGAAAGAGACAAAAAUGCCAAAGCGUUAUUGGAGCUCCAAACUAAAUUUAAAGAGAAAUGCAAAAUAGAGGAAAAGCUAAUAAAUGAAAACGAAAUUCUUAAAACAGAAAUAGGCAAAUUAAAAGCAGAAGCACAAAACUUUGAAAAUAUGCAAGAUAUGAUCGGAAAACUGAAGGAAAGGAUACAAGUGGAGGAAAAUAAAAGGAAAGAACUGAGAGAGCUCUAUAAAGACUCAAUAAACGAAUUUGACAACAAGUCUAAAGAAUAUGAUCGUGAAAUCAAUAAGAUAAAGACGGAUAAUGCAGAUUUAUUAAAAGACUUGAAUAAUUUGAAGAUUGAAAGGCAUGGGCUAAUUUCUCAAAACGAAAACAAAGAAAACCAAAUAUUGAACUUGCAGUCAGAAAAGCAAAAAUUCUUUGCAGAGAUAAAUGGAUUAAAAGAUCAAGCCGCCAAGGCAAAACAGAUGGAAGAUCUCGCAAAAAAAUUUCAAGGAGAAUGUGCUUCUCUGAGCUCAAAACUAAAGGACAUGGCUGAAAAACACUCAAGCUCUUACCAAGAACUAACUAAAUCCCCACUCUCUGUCAACGAACACAAAAAAAAAUUUGUUCGCUAGCAGAGGGGGCUAAUUUUUUUGUGAAAUUUUAAAAAAAUCCCAGUUCGCAAAAAUUGGAGAGGAAAUAUUAAUUUAAUUUGUAAAAUUUUAUUUUAAAAUGCAAGCUGUAUAAAAUUCAACAGAUUUACCUAGAGAUUUCAUUACGAUAAUUAUAAAUUAUAUAAAUAAUUUUUUUUUCAUAUAUUAGACAUUUUUUGUUUGCUCACGGAAGGUGGUUUUUACCAAAAAUUGGUAUUUUUUCAAUGGCUUUGCAGGGGAGGAGUAAGCAGAAAAAUGAAAUUUUAGCAAAAAAUAAAACUCUGUGCUCCGAAAAUGAUUCAUUAAAAGAAAAAAUCCAAAAUCAAGACUCCUUGCUUCAGCAGUCAGAAAACGGUCUAAAAGAGCUUUCUUCUCACUUUCUCGAAGUUGAGCAGCAGCUAGUCUUACAAAACGACACAAAUUCUCUUAAAGAAGAAGUCAAAAAAGUCCAUAACUCAGCCAAUUCUGUUAUAAAUAAAUUAUCCAAUGAUAUUGAAACAAUGGGCCUCUCCUAUCUCAAAAACGCCGAAAACAAUUUAGUCCAGCAAAGGGCGCUUAAAGAAAUGAACUCAAUAAUCAAUGAUAAUGAAGCUGAAAUAGAAGCACUCAAAGAUGUCAUCACUGAGCUGAGAAAAAACAUCCCUGUAUAUAUCCCAGUAAAAAAUGACCCAAUAGAUGCAGCUAUGGCUGAUUAUGUAAACACUAGGGACAGACCUUUAGAUAUUCCUUUCAUAAGAGAAGAUGAAGGCUUGUAUUCCUAUGGGACAAAGCGCGUAUUUGUAAAGCUUGAAAACGGGAAACUUAUAAGUAAUUGUUAUUUAGUAAGAGUUGGAGGAGGAUUUAUGCUCAUUGAUAAGUUCCUGGAAAUCUAUACUAUUCAGGAGAUAGAAAAAUUUGAAAAUAGAAAGAAAGCUGAGGCAAAUGAAAAAAGAAGAAGCUUAAUGGGAAAAUUUGCGAGCUCGAUAAGUAUUUCUUAUGUAGUUAACGAAAAAUCUUCGGGAAGGACAAGUUUAUCACCGAGAAAAGCAACUAGCUCCUCUCUCCGUGAAUGAACAAAACCAUUAGAAAAAUAGCUAUUUUUUGCCCAAAAAUCCACCCUUUGUGAGUGAACAAAAAUUUUUUUAAUAGAAAAAAUUUUUAUGGAAAAAUUUUUGAUAUAUAGUAAUAAUUACUAUAAUGAAAUCUAGGGCUAAUUCUAUUUAAUUUUAAACAAAUUACUUUUUAAAACAUAAAUUUUAUAAAUUAAAUUAAUAUUUGCUUUCCAAUUUUUACGAAUUAGAAUUUUUUUAAAUUUCGAAAAAAAAAAUUUUUAUAAAUUUUUUCGAAAAAAAAACAAAUUAACCCCCCCUCCAUGAUGAACAAAAUUUUUUGGUUAACUCACGGAGGCGGGGAGUAAGAUUUUACAAGAAGCUCUUGGUAAUGGAAAUUCAAAAUUUGCAACAUGCUUUGCUGUUCAGAGAAGAAGUAAUUCAAGCAGAUCGCUAAUUCAAACAGCAAGAGAGCCAGAAUCUCCAAUAAAGCGAGCUGGUACAAAAAAAGGUACUUUUUUGGAUAAUAUUCAACGGUCUCCUUAA